AUGGAGGCUGAACUGGAACGCUUCCACAAACAAAACACUCAGCUUGAACUGAGCAUUACUGAGCUGAAGCAGAAGCAGAAGGCCACAGAACACGAGCUUCUGGCAGAAAGACAGGCUACUCGGGAUGUAGAAGCGCUCGUUCGACGCUUUAAGACUGAUCUAUACAAUUGUGUUGGUUGUAUUCAGGAUCCAAAGGUUCUCAAAAGCAGUGUGAUCGCUCUCUAUAAGAAGCAUAUUCAAGAUGAUGUGGUAAAAUCUUAA
Protopolystoma xenopodis is the source of this 261-nucleotide messenger RNA. The record is from the annotation of a GenBank genome assembly. NCBI's taxonomy places the organism in Eukaryota, Metazoa, Platyhelminthes, Monogenea, Polystomatidea, Polystomatidae.